AUGGCGGAAUGGCAAGAACUGCAACCCAGAAUGUGUCGUGCGCUGACCUCGAAUAGCCCACUUCUAACGACCAUCCUCGAGGUAGACCGAAGCCACUUCCUCCGGAUACUGGUUGCCGAUGUCAUCCGCGAACUGCUCUACAACGGAACCGAACGAGUGGUUUUCGGGCGAUCUCCAGGGUUGCGCAAGAUUGUUGAACAUUUCCCACUGUCACCAGUGGGGGACUCGAAGUGGAUGGGCGAGGUGAUCGAACACUUCAGCCAGAUUGAUCUAGCGAGAGCCUUUGUUGAAGAGCCUGAACGAAUUUUCAUGGUCCAACGCCUCGAGUCCGACGGCAAUAAAUUCUUCGAGAGUCCCUCUCCAUUCGUGGCAACCGUGACGAGUGAAAUAUCGUUUCUGGCGCCCAAAGCCGCGGACACAGGCAUGAUGACUCUAGUAUCUGUUCCAGUGACGAAGGACAUGUCCGUCAAUUGCAUCGCCUCGGAGUCGAAAUCGUCAACGAUCCUGGAGAUUCAAUACCCAAGAGAUGAAGGUGAUCGAUUUGUGAACGGAUCCAGGAGUGCCAUAAACAGCCUGACGAUUACCUUCUGCGACGAAGAGGCCAUAGAUAGCUUUACACAAUCCAUUCAAGAACUCCGCGACAACAGGACACCAGGAAGUGCGCCCAAAUUUCCUUGGACACCUAGGAAGCAGUCAUUUGCGAUCGUCAAUGUCAGCUCGACUUCUGAAGAUGACGGUCACAAUGAGGGUCGCGCCUUGAAUACUAUGAGCACUUCUGAGAUCGAAGUGUCGUCUCCUCUACGCGAUAUUUCAUUGCGUCAUCUGCAGAAGAGCGACUCAGCAACUGACCGUCUAUCACAGAAGCAGACAGCUACGGCUCUGUCUCGCAUAGGAGCUGGAGAUGGAGAAGAUACACCUGCAUUGAGGAAAGCCCCAAAUUCACGCCAGUUGAUCGAACGCUUGCGUGCUUCCCAGGAGGAAGCGACAGACUUGCCUCGCAAAGUCGGGUCAGGUUCGAGACGGUCGCAUCUGCCUGGCAGUCCAUCUAAGGCCGACCCUGCGGAAGGAGCGGUGACACAGAAGCAGCCGACCCGCCAUUCUACGGCUGCCAAUGGAUCAGCUCGCGGUGCAGCGCCUGCCUCUCCGGGGUCCGAGUCGAAACGCAAGCGCCAUGCUGAGCCAGCAAGCAGCUCACUUUCUAACCAAGCGAAGAAGAGAUCCAAGGCUGCUGACGCCACUACGCAAGCCAGCAGCAACCCAGACACACAGAUAUCCAGCCGUAAGAAGGGAACACUCAAAGACACCAUGGCUCGACUGAUUGGGGCUGGGAAAGACGCCUCCAAGGCCGGCGCUGGCACGGCACAGACGGGUCUCAAGCGAAGAGCGAACAAAGAAUCCACCACCCCUAAGGGCGAACAGUUUCAAAAGCCAUCCAAGCCAGCCUCGGACGCUGUCAGUUUUGACCUUCCACCUACGGAUGACGAGGAUACCCGUCUUGUAAAGAAAGCAAAGACCGGAGCCACUAAGCGUCCCGGCAAAACGGCUGUCAGAGGUCUUGGGGAGAAGACGAAAAGUGCUGUUCAAGUCGUGGCUUCACCGAAAGGCCGCAAGAAGAAGCCAAACAGCAAGCCGAAGCCCAAAGAGCCUGGAGAGAAGAAGUCACAACCGACUGCAGCCUCGAGCCGAGCGAGAAGAGCUCCCAAAACACCCAAGUACAUUGAGAACUCAGAUGAAAGCGAAGAAGAUGUUACACCCGGAGAGACUAGCGUUGAGGAAGGGAUUGAGGAGAUACACAACGCCGAUAACGUCGAGGAGACGGCCAAAGACUCACUUCCAAUCAGCAAGGGCAUACUUAGGACUGCUGCCGAAGCGUCGCAACUUGAGUUCAUGACCCAUGUCGAGUCGCAACUUCAAGAAAUGGUCGACAGAGAGAGCACUGACGACGAAGCUGGCUCUAGAGACAAGCAUCCUCUGCAGGAUUCAGCCAACGAACAACCUACUUUGAGAGACAAGCCACCGGCCCAACUGCCUAGAGAAAUGCACAAGCAAACUGUUUCGGAGAAGGCGCCUCCUGUUUCGGAAAUCAUAGCCACGCAGCCUGUCUCGGAGAAUACCUCAAAGCCAAUAUCUGCUGUAGCGGGAGAUACGCUUGGAAAAGACGACGCGCCUAUACGGAAUCCAUCAGAUGGUCGGAUCGUCGUGGCGAAAAGCCCUUAUACUUCGAUGCUUAGGGAGAAGCAGACCCCCACAAGGGAGAAGCUCACCGAACAGGUCUCCACCCAGCCAAAGGCUACUCCACAACGCAAUACAAAGCGUCUAAGCGAAAGUUCAAUUCCACCGGCGAGCGAAAAGUUGCUGCGAAAGACCCCAAUAGUGCAUUUUGGGCCACAAGGACCGGCCAACCAGGCUAUGCAAAGCAAGCCUGCUCGGAAAGAAGUUACUUUCAGAAGCUCAGCGGACAAAAGCUAUGGACAGCCCCAAGCAUCACGAUUUGACGAUGACGAACAUACUCAGGUUAGGGAUCAGCGUGCCCAGCAACCGAGGCCUGAACCUCCAGAUCCGAUCCGCCAGGUCGAUAAUGCUGAAGAAGCCAUUAAGAGCGCCCCUUGGGAAGAAGACUCCCAGCUUCCUCCCCCGGACGAUGCUGCCAACGACAUCCAUGUGGAAUAUGUUGAUGAUCUUGGAGAGCUUUCGAUCUCAGAAGGCAAAUUCAAGUCACCGGAGAUUGAAAAGACACAGCCCCGAUCUCCACGAGAAGCGGAUCCCUGUGAGAAGGAGGUUGCUGAGGUAGAAGCAGACGAUGAAGAUGAUCCCUCGAAGAUGAAGAGUAUUGACACAGACGACACGUCUUUUUUCGACAAGUCCUACGAUCAAGAAACCUCAGAGUAUGUUGCAUCUGAGCCCGAACAGGGGGCCAGUGGAAAGUCACCACCAGGUCCUGAAUGUCAACGAUCGCGCAAGCCUGAUGCCACCAUCCUAGGGGCAGAGACGCCGCUUCUUGAUGACGAUGCAACCAGCCAAGGCAAUCAGAGAGCCAAGGAACCUCUAGUCUCCCGAUCGGCAAUUCGUCAAUCUAUCGGGCUCAGCGCCAUCUUGGAUGAAGAGUACCCUACGGCUCAGAAAGUUAUCAACCCGCAGAAGCUUAGACCGGCUCGUCAGUCAGCUGCGGUGGACCAGACCAGUCAAGCCCGGAUCUCGUCCAUCGGAUCUUCUUCAUUCACACAGAUAUCCAAAAGAGCAGAUAUACUUGAGCCGACAAAGCAUGCAGACACCUGGAAAGAGGCUCAAAGGACUAGCACUGCUCCUGGCAUUCUUUCCAUGUCCCCUAGGCAAGCAGUUUCAGCGAACAAGAGCAGCGACUAUGAUAUCGUACUUCAGUACGAGAAGGGGCGCACCCAACUUCCUCCUCGGUCCUCAAAUGCGGCCUCGGAAAGCGCACUGCACGUUGGAGACACAUCGGUAGUAAAGCCAGGUACAAUAAACGAUUCCCCUGCACGUCCGGGACAAGACUCUAGCAGGGUGACUGCCACAUCGCCUCCAUCAAGGACAGCCCGUUCAAUGGCUCCGCCUCCUCCACCGAUGAUACUGCCCACUAGAGUCAGUAGUAAACCUGGUCAUGCUCGCAAAUCCUGGCCUGAAUCACACGUCGAGGGAGCGACGCGAGCUGCCGAAGCACCAGUAAAAGAGCAAGUCAAGCCUAUCAAUGCCGGGCCCGUCCGAGUGAAGAAGAGACUGACCCUGCCGCUUGCCGCUGAGGAGCAAAUCCAAAAAUCCGACGUGCCACCCGCCACGCCUGCAUCAUUCUCUACACGUCUCGAUUUGCACGCAGAUUUGUCAACUCAUCAAGCACGCAACGAUGGGGACUGGAGAAUGGAAUAUGGGGCCCAGAGGUUCGGCAAUGGGAGCAUGACGCUUGUGAACGAAGAGGAGUCUGGCCCUGAAGAGCGCUCAGGAAUUUGGACCAGGCCAGGUCGCAGGCAGGGGCCAGCUUCAGGCGAUGACAUGUCCAAAGCUGCGUCUCCUUCUCGCAUCUCCCGCGGGAAAGAACACGCUGGGGACAGGGACGGUCUCGUAGUGGGAAAGGUAAAUGCUCGAAGCUCUCAGCGAGCUCUUUUGUCCGCCAUAGUCAACAUCACCAAUGAUGUGUUAUUCCGCUUCGGCGAAGAAGAGGACGCCAUCCAGGCUAAAGUCGACCAGUACGCUCACGGCGGCAGAGCUAUCAUCGAGACUCUGACGGACGCUUGGAAUCAAAGACUCGAGCAUGAGCACAAGAUACUCUUGGAAGGGCUCAACGCGGAGCAGGAAUCUCUGUCAACAGCAGCAUGUCUCCUGACAGAAAAACAUGGUGGUGGAGCCUGGAGAGAGGCCAUUGCCGAUGACAGGUUGCUUGGCAAGGUGCAGAAGAAGGGUGCUCGACUUACGGAGCAGAUUGAGACAGUGAUGCAGUGA
This is a messenger RNA of Cladophialophora carrionii CBS 160.54, 4449 nucleotides long. RefSeq lists its product as uncharacterized. The coding region runs from base 1 to 4449 and encodes 1482 amino acids. NCBI's taxonomy places the organism in Eukaryota, Fungi, Ascomycota, Eurotiomycetes, Chaetothyriales, Herpotrichiellaceae. The record is from RefSeq and is a predicted model, not a curated record. The transcript has 3 exons.